AUGCUCCUCGCCAUCGUCCCCUUCCUUCUCACCACCCUCCCCGCAAUCCUUGCCCUCCCACCACCACAACCAUGUAAACCACCCUACUACCCUCCUCCGCACGUCAGGGUUGCAAACGGAACUCUUCAAGGCGUCCGCCUACCAUCCCUCAACCAGGAUCUCUUCCUCGGCGUCCCCUUUGCGCAGCCACCGAUCCACGAUCUCCGCCUUCGACGGCCGGUCUCCCUGAAUGAAACAUGGACUGGUGUGAAGAAGGUCGUUGAGCGGAGCGUGAGUUGCCCGGGAUAUGGCGGGUUUAGCGAGGGGUUGAGAAUGGGGGAAGACUGUCUGACGCUUGAUAUCGUUCGGCCGUCUGGAGUACGCGAGGGGGAUAAGCUUCCAGUAUUUGUGUGGAUAUAUGGUGGUGGCUUCACAGCCGGCGGCAGCGCCGAUGGGCGGUAUAACACAUCCUACCUAGUAGCCACCUCCACCUACGUCGGCAAAGCCAUCAUCGCCGUCUCACUCAACUACCGCGUCGCGGGCUGGGGCUUCCUCGCAUCGCGCGAAGUCGUCGAAGCCGGCGAGACGAACAUCGGGCUCUUCGACCAGCGGCUCGCGCUGCGCUGGGUACAGGAGAAUAUUGCGGCGUUUGGCGGCGAUCCGGAGAAGGUCACGAUUGCGGGGGAGUCGGCGGGCGCGUAUAGUGUUGGUUAUCAUAUGGUCGGGUUUGGAGGGGAUCAUGGGGGGUUGUUUCGCGGGGCGGUUAUGCAGAGUGGGGGGGCGUUGGGACCGGUGCUUGAGGAUACCACCACCCUCGAAACAAGCUACCAGCCCAUGUACGACAACAUCACGGCAACAGUCGCCUGCGACAAGGCACCAGACACACUAUCCUGUCUCCGACACGUCCCCUACUCAACCCUCUCUGCCGCAUUCUCCCCCUUUGUCAUGACACCGAUCCUCGACGGGGAUUUCCUGCGCCAACUCCCGUCGACCUCCUUCGCACAAGGCAACGUCGCCAACGUCGCGCUCCUCGCCGGCUCAAACACCGAUGAGGGGACAGCAACCUUCUUCGGGCCCCGCGGGACCCUAUUUACAGAUGCCGAUGUCCACAGCUUCCUCUCAGAUCCUCCGGGACGAAAGCACCUCGAUAACGAGACGGUCUCGCGGCUGAUGGAUCUGUAUCCCGAUGAUCCAGUCCAGGGGUGUCCAUUCAACACGGGCGCGCAGCGCUUCGCGGAGGACGGCAAUGGGGCGCAGUAUAAGCGCGGGGCCGCGAUAGUGGGUGAUCUGGCCAUCCAUGCGGGGCGGCGUGCGACGACCGAGUAUUUUGCUUCUCUGCCCGAGAGACGAAGGAAGCCUGUAUACUCGUACCGCUUCGACCAGGGACCCUGGAAUGGCGUUCUGGAAUUGAUUGCCACGACGGCGCCGGUGUAUGCGACGCACUACGCCGAGGUUGCGUUUGUGUUUGAUAUCGAUCCGGCUGUUAGUGUGAAUGCGACGAAUUGGAUUGGGCCGGACCCCAGGUAUCAUGCGCUAGCGAGGGCAAUGGCGAGGGCUUGGGUGGCGUUCGUGCAUAAUUUGGAUCCGAAUGUGGACUUUGCAAGUGGGUAUGACGGAUUGGGCAAAUUGCAGCUGCCGCAUUGGCCCGAUUAUGCAUCUGGAGGGGAGAAUAUGGUGUUUAGAGUGGAUGGGUCGUAUAUUGAGACGGAUACAUGGAGGGAGGAGCAGCUAGCGUAUUGGACGGGAUUGUGGGGGCCGUUGAAGACUUGA
Messenger RNA from Aspergillus calidoustus, 1749 nucleotides. The record is from the annotation of a GenBank genome assembly. NCBI's taxonomy places the organism in Eukaryota, Fungi, Ascomycota, Eurotiomycetes, Eurotiales, Aspergillaceae.